Messenger RNA from Mesoplodon densirostris (Blainville's beaked whale), 2105 nucleotides. It is a transcript of the gene ZNF619, whose product is annotated as zinc finger protein 619. Gene Ontology annotation, biological process: negative regulation of transcription by RNA polymerase II. Gene Ontology annotation, molecular function: DNA-binding transcription repressor activity, RNA polymerase II-specific. The record is from RefSeq and is a predicted model, not a curated record. NCBI's taxonomy places the organism in Eukaryota, Metazoa, Chordata, Mammalia, Artiodactyla, Ziphiidae.
GGGAGCGGCUGGGGAUUCCGCGACCCUGCUCCCCAGUGGCCCACCCCUCCCCAUCCGGAGCUCGGGCGUCAGGGCCUGGCACUCGCUGCGGAGGGGCCCUCGGGGCGCCACGAGCCUGGUCCCAGCCUUCUGCCGGCGAAGCGCGAGAGACCUUCCUGCCUCGAAGAGCCGGCCGGAUCUCCUCUGAUUCGCGGUACUCAAGCUAUGAAGGUUGUUGCUUUUCCAAACAAAGAGGGCACCGCGCGAAGCCAGGGGUCAUCAGCCAUGCUCCAGACAUGGUCCCAGGAAUCAGUGAGCUUUGAGGACAUGGCCAUGUACUUCACCCAGAACCAAUGGGCCAGCCUGGACUCUGCUCAGAGGACCCUGUAUAGGGAGGUGAUGCUGGAGAAUUAUGCAAACGUAACUUCCUUGGUAUCAUUUCCAUUCCCCAAACCAGAUCUGAUAUUCCAGCUAGAGCGAGGGGAAGCACCAAGGGUCCUGGAUCCCUGGACACCCAUCAGGAGAGAGGUGAGAGGUGUCUGCACAGGUGGUAAAACCAAGACUGAGAGUGGAGGGCAAACUCCAGAGCUGAGCAUUUCUAAAGGACCAGAGUCACGCAGACCGAUAAUGGAGGUACUGCUGGUGGACAUUCUCCAGCACCCUCACUUUGAGAACAGCUUAGCGAAGCUGAACCUGUAUGACAUGGGGAAGAAAACAAACUCAAAGAAUGGCGAUUUCACAGAUUUGCCAGUCCAGGAUCAUACAUCUUCCACCAUUGAAAGAGAAGAGAUAGCUAGACAACUGGAAGGAAGAUGUGGUGUCCACACACAUCUCAUUGCAAAGCAGGGCCUCCCUAGAGAACAGGUAUUUUGUAAAUGUGGUGAGUGUGGCAGAUAUUUCAACCAACAUUCAGACCUUCACCAGCAUCAGAGAAUUCACACGGAUGAGAAGCCCUACAUAUGUAAAGAAUGUGGGAAAGCCUUCAGAUAUAACUCAAAACUGUCACGGCACCAGAAAAUCCACACUGGGGAGAAACCGUACCCGUGCCAGGAAUGUGGACAAGCCUUCAGUCAAAACUCCCACCUUCUUCAGCAUCAGAAACUCCAUGGGGGAGAGAAACCCUAUGAAUGUAGGGACUGUGGGAAAACCUUCAGCUACAACUCAAAACUUAUCCGGCAUCAUCGAAUCCACACUGGGGAACCCCUUAAAUGUAAGGAAUGUGGGAGGGCCUUUCAGUGUAGCUAUGACUGCGUCAUCCAUAAGCGAAUCCACACUGGGGAGAAGCCAUACAAAUGUAAGGAGUGUGGGAAAAGCUUCAGCUCGAAUUCAGUCCUGAUUCAGCAUCAGAGAAUCCACACUGGGGAGAAACCUUACGAGUGUAAAGAGUGCGGCAAGGCUUUCUGCCGGAGUUCAGUAUUUCUCCAGCACCAGAGGUUCCACACUGGGGAAAAACUCUAUAAGUGUCAUGAAUGUUGGAAAACUUUCAGUUGUAGCUCAUGCUUUAUAAUACAUCAGAGAAUCCACACCGGGGAGAAACCUUAUGAAUGCCAGGAGUCUGGGAAGGCGUUCAAUCAGAAAAUCACCCUGGUUCAGCACCAGCGAGUACACACUGGGGAGAAACCUUACGAGUGUAAGGUGUGCAGGAAAUCAUUCAAAUAGAGCACAGGUUUCAUUCAGCAUCAGAAACUGCAUACUAGGAAGAAAUCUGCCCAAGUUACAGGGCCGUCCCUGGUUAAGCCCCACUGCCCCACUUCAGUGCUCUCCCCUCCGCCUCCCCAACAUGUGAGCCCUGCCCCAGCCAUGCCAGGGUCUCCCCCAUCUUCUCCACAUGCAGUGCUGCUUCCCGCCUCUGUGCCUCUCUUCGUGCUGCUCCCCUCAUCUGAAAUGGCCAAGUCUUCACCUGUCCAAAUCAUGCAUUUCUUUCAGGAUCUUGCUUCUCCUGGGAAGUCAUCCCCUCAUAGCCUGAACCCUUUAUCUCAUUCCCCAUGAGCUCCCUCACGUUCUCAACUCCAUUGUCCCUAGGGUAGCAGACUUUCUUCUGGUCUCCUGGUCAUGUCUUUAAUGAUACUCUUCUGGUCUUCCAUAAGUAAAUCAUUAUUGUUUUUCCAGCUCCAUUUAAGUUUCAC